This is a messenger RNA of Klebsormidium nitens, 648 nucleotides long. NCBI's taxonomy places the organism in Eukaryota, Viridiplantae, Streptophyta, Klebsormidiophyceae, Klebsormidiales, Klebsormidiaceae. The record is from the annotation of a GenBank genome assembly.
UGCCUCUCCUCUCUUGUGGCUGCCGCGCACGCAGCAACAGCCAGGGGUUCUGCAGCGAGACGCAGCCAUGGUGGAAAAGGGGAAGAGCAGGACCAGCGAGGUCGUCACGCGGGAGUACACCAUCAACCUGCACAAGAGGCUGCACAGCUGCACGUUCAAGAAGAAGGCCCCCAAGGCGAUCAAGGUCAUCAAGCAGUUUGCCGAGUCGGUGAUGAAGACCAAGGACGUGCGGAUAGACACCAAGCUGAACAAGGCGGUGUGGGCCAAGGGCAUCCGCAACGUGCCCCGGAGGCUUCGGGUGCGCAUCUCCCGCAAGCGUAACGACGAUGAGGACGCGAAGGAGGAGCUCUUCUCAUAUGUCACCGCCGCAGAAACGCCCGAGGGAUUCUCCAACGUCGGCACCAAGAUCGUCGAGGAUGACGAGUAGGUUAAGCGUUUGGAUUUGAAGAGAAGGUUGGGAAAGGUGCAGUAGCGGGGACUAAGUGCUAGGCUCUGCUUGCCGCGAGACUUUCUCUUCUCUGGACCAAGGCACUCUUUCUGUGCAUUCUUAUACAGCUUUCCUGUCCUACGUUCAAGAGAAAUCUCAGUGUCCCCACAUCGCCGCAACCUGGUAUGUUGUAUUCACAUGAGAGUGAAAGGGUUGUCCAG